GUCGGCCAAUCGCAGGCGCGCCGCGGGUGACCCGACAACGUCGCUCGCUGGGAUCGCACGAACACUGGACACGACAGUCGUCGCUCGGCUGUUCUUUCGUACUCGGGUAGCAGAGCGGGGUCGUCGCGCGCGUCUCUGACUUGCUCUGGCUCUGACAGUGUCGGGUAAAGACUGCCGUGUGUGAUUGUCCACGAGGGCCCGUUCGGGGCCCCCUCCGAAUUCCCCCUCCUGCCCCUCUCGAGAAGUCGACUUAACUUCGUGCGAGAAUCGUUCGCGUUUGAUUAAAGUAAACCACGAUGACACAUCGUUCGGUAACGUCGUCGUCAACGAGCGUUCCUGAGACAAAUGCGGCAACGGCGAUCGAGACGAUAAUAACGACAGCGUUACAACAGCGUGCUCGUUUACCACGAUAGUGCGUUGCCGUCCAACGGGAAGGAGAGAGUGAGAGAGAGAGAGAGAGAGAAAGAGAUAGUGUCGGAUUCUCGUUCUCGAUGCGGAUGCGUCGCGUCGUGCACUUUAAACGAGCCCGAUCAGGUUCCAGGAAGCGCGUAGGAGAGAGAUACUUCGUCGUCGCGCGCGAGGAGAGAGAAAAGGAGAACGCGACUGUCGAAAGGAUAUAAGCGAAUCCAAAAUUGAUCGCAACAUAUAUACGUAUAUUGGCGCGACGCGGGGAAAGCGAGAGAAAGAUAGCAAGAGCGAGCGAGCAAGAGAGAGGGAAAAAAGAACAGGGUUACAAGGCGGGCGCCAUUCGGAAGUAACAGUGUCAAAGCACUCGGGCCGUUCGUAAGUUUCCUUUGGAGUGGCGGACCCCGUCCGUCGGUGCGCCGCCGCCGCCGCCGCCGCGCAACGGCAUCUAGAACUCGUGCGAUGGGACGUGAGUGGUGAGCGCGCCGUAUCGUCGUCAGCGCGCGUCGUCAACGUGCGUGAAGUGGCCCCCGGAGUGCGCGGAGAGUGUGCGAAGGAGCCAGACAGACGGGCCCGACAGGCCAGGCUGUGUGUCGCGCUUGGCGCGCGAGCGUGCUCAACUCGGGGCCUCCGCCAACCCGUCUCCGUCCACAACCCAGUUGUCCCCCAGAGCCCCUACGGGCGCGCCUUCUCGCUUGUGCCUUCGUGGCGUGAGCGCGACCGCGGCCGUCGCCGCCGCUGCUGCUGCUGCUGCUGCUCGGGUUUGCCUGUUCCGCGCUGUAGCGGAUAGCGGAGUUUUCACUGCGGCGCGUGCGAGACACAUUCCGCAAUACGAGUGUGCGAGAGAACGACGGACGGACGCGACCGGCCCACCGUAUCGUCGUGCCGGAGCGAAUCGCAUCCACGGGGGGGAACUGUGCAAAGAAGAAAAAAAUAUAUUCCCAAGAUAAUGGAGAGACCUGCGUGUAUCGUCGUGGACCCGAAGUGAUCGGUUGCGAAUUUUUCCGUGUGUAUAUCUCUACGGGGAAGAGACAGGAGAGAAGGUGGCGGAACGGAAGAAGGAAGAGGAGGCAGCAGCGAGUGAAAUAGAGAGAGCGCGAGCGAAAGACAGAUCAGGUUAGGCUGAACUCACGUUCCUCCUCCCCCCCCUCCCUUCCUCUGCUGCGGCACCAGGGCGCUCCAUCUCGCUUCGAUGUGCACGCCCGUUUCCAUCUGACUUGUGCACGCUCGUGGGACGAGGACGGCAUGACGGCGAGAGAAGAGAGGAGACCGAGGAAAGAGUGCGAGGAUAGUGCGCGACUGGUGGAUCCGAGGAAAAGCGGUAGAAAAAUACAAAUGCCGAUCGCCGAUGGAAUUUUGGCCGCUGAAUCGACGGCGGCGGCGCCGACGACGACGACGACGACCCACCACGUAUCCUUCACCACUGGCAUGUUACGUUUCAUCGACAGACUUUCAGGGAAGCGGCGGCACGUGCGCCGGAGUUCGGGCCCAGGUGGUGUCGCCCGCGCUGCCGAGGAAACGCAAGAAGGAGAGGUCAACGAUAGAGGAUGCCGCGAGGCGGGUGGGAUAUCAGUCGAGGCGAUUAGCUCGUCGGUGACGAGGAGCGAGGUCCCCUGCGACGACAGCGGCGUCGCCGGUCGCCGCUAUCACGCGCCGCCCUACCUCUGCCAUCUCCGUUGUCACAGCCAUCGUCACGCAGCUUCGUCGCGUCAACGAUACCACCAUCGAAGGGACAUCGAUGACGGGGGCAGCGAUGGCGAGGGCAACGACGAGGAGGAGGACGAUGACGACGACGACGACGACGACGACGAUGACGACGACGACGACAACGAUGACGAUGACGACAACGACGAGGUGGAGAAGGAGGACGAUAAGAUGUGUCACGAACGUCUCCAUCCUCGCCUUCAUCGGUUCUACGAUCGGCGGUCUCGCGGAAGCGGCGGCGAUGUUGACGCCGAAGUCAACGGGGUCCAUCGAACCGAGACGACGACCUCCGUCCAUCCUCUCGCACGAACCUCGCCUAUCGCGACCACCGCCGUCGCUAACCCCUCUGUCGUCACUGCCAUGGCGAGAGGAUGCAAAAUUCCGCCUUACCUCACGACUAUACUACUUCUUUCCUACACUCUCUUCGGUAUAGCAGACGCUUGCUCAUCACGUUCAACGCCAAAACCAAGGCCCCCGACGCCGACGGAUCGGCCGAAUAUCACAUUCCACAUGUACACGUGUCCACCGGAUUACGCAGAGUGGUAUUGCUUGAACGGCGCCACGUGUUUCACCGUAAAAAUUGUCGACUCCCUCCUGUACAACUGUCUAUGCGCCAAUGGAUAUAUCGGGCAAAGAUGCGAGUUUAAAGAUUUGGAUGGUUCCUAUUUACCUUCACGUCAACGAGUAAUGUUGGAGACAGCCAGCAUCGCCGGUGGUGCCACAAUAGCAGUAUUCCUCGUCGUUAUCAUUUGUAUAACGGCUUACAUCCAUUGUAAGCGAAAACAGAAGGAAUUACGGUCGAGCAAUAACUGCGUCGACACGGUGGAUGGUCCUGGCCGAGAUCCGGAGCUGAGGCCGUUUAGCAACCGCAGCCGCUCUCUUAUGAUCUUCAUGGCCAAGAAUUCUAACAGCUCGGCGACGAUAGAGCAAACGAGAAUGCCCAACUGGAAUUGUCCAGAAACGGAGUCGAUGAGGAUGGCAUCCAUCAGCGAGAACAAGCACUCGAGCCAAUAGCGAACUACGUGACGCGUCGUCCAUAUACAACGUUUUGCCGCGAGGAUUCGUUAUCGGCGGUACUCGAGUCGUGCGAAGGAUCGUCGAAUAAACCACUCGAUUAGCUGAAGGUAGUCUGAGAUAUCUCGAGGGACAAGCAGCGGCCUUUAGUAGCCUUUAUUUAGCGAACUCAUUGGGAAAUAAUCCAACUGUGUUCGAUUCAGCGAGCGAUUCAGCGACCAUCCUAAACACGGUGAUGAAGAAACGUACGCAAAAAUCGAGUACAUUUCUGAGCUAAUGACACGUAUACCGGCACGACGAUGUCCGGCUCUCUUCGAUUGCUGUAUCGUUAUCGUCAAGACAUUCCCGUACUGUCGCACUCGUGUCCUCCGUUUGAUCGAAGGGACGUUUGACGCUCGUCGAUUAUCGUGUAAUUCCCUCUAAACGAACCAUCUCGAACGAACGAUUCGCGAAGAAAUAAAUCUUUCGUCCGAAAAAUCUAUUUAAAAAAAAAAUGGAACAGGUCUUCGCAUGAAUAAUGAUGUGACGUUCGAGGACGAGAAACGCAUUUCCGUAGGAUUCUUCUGUGAAAGUGACAGAUUCGCGACCAUUGAAUGUUGGUUUUUACGCAAACGUUUGUAUAGUAUCGCGUCUCACUGUCAUCACUCAUCAACGAAGAACAAAAAAAAAAGAAAGAGAAAAUAAUACACGCAUCAGUUGCAAAGUAGUGCCUUUCUACUCUCGUUUGUAAGAAAGCAAAUAGUUGUGGUACACCUGAUCAAAGAAAGAUCAAAUAGAGAAAAGAGAAAGAGAGAGAGAGAGAGAGAGAGAAAAUUGUCCGUCUAUUUCUCUCAUUAAAAUUCGCGAUGAGCGUCGUCCAAUUGCUAACCGUGUUACGAGCGCAGGACGCUGACACACGCUAGUGACGAAAAAUCUUGUAAAACACGAAAUCAAUAGCUGUAAAGAGCGCUGAUAGUAGACAAGGUAAUAAAACCUUUGAUCCUUGGUACGUAUGCUAUACCCACACUCGAUUCUAACUCUGUUAUUUGUGAAAGACUUUAAUCCUUCGGAUGAUAAACCUAAAUAACGUUCUCACGAUAUCUCACGUUCCCGUUCGCAGAGGUCUAAUACGUCGCGAUUAGAUCCGGUAACUUGCAUUUACACUUUCACUUAGGCUCUUCCAAAGAAUGUUCGCGAACGCGAUUGAACGUACCAUUAGUAUCAAAGGGUUGAUGAACAUAUGUGUCUUACGUAGAAGUAUCUAAGAUUUAAAAUCUAGAUUAAAUCCGAUGUCUUACCAGAAAGCAAUAGUUCCCUAUAAGCACAUAUGAAGUACAUUUUGCCGCUAAAAAUAGAGAUGCUAUUUAUUACUAAUCGGUUAGAAAGUCUAUUGACGUCAGAUCGCCAUCCGGCGUUGUACUGUUAUAUAUUGACAAAUAUUUUCUCAAGACGUUUUGCUCCUGUAACGCGAAAUAUCGUUUACCAAAUCUUAGGCACACAAAAAAAAUGACGUACUUAUAGUGAAUCAAUUUUCGUUUCCAUAUCUGUAAUUGCAAGCGAUAAAAAUAAUUAAAAAAAAAACGGCAGAAUUGCAAAGCGUCGUUAGCUAUUAUAUUACGAAAUAUAGAAAAAAAAAAACAAAUACAGUAGAACAAUAAAUUCAGUGACAUUGUAAGCGCAGCUCGUAAUUCGCGUAAUUUCAUGAUGAAGAACUGCGAAACUAAAUAACGUCAUCCGUUUUACAUGGGUGAAUGUUGAGUAUGAAAUUCAAAGAAUUUCUAGCAACUUUUUUGUCCUAUUUAUCUCGAUUCCAAAAGCAAUGAAAUUAAUACGGAAUGAUGUACGUAUAUAUGUCAUUUCGGAUAUUAAUUUCGAUUAAUUAUCAUUUCUCAUUUAAUAUUCGUCUCAUACGUAAAAAUAAAGGAGUAACAUGCCGACAUUGUUAAACUGUUUGGCAAAAUCAAGAAAACUGCUAUAUUGUCUAAUAUUAAAUUAUAUUGAUCAUGCAUCGUUCUCUCUUGUUUCGUUAUUUAUUUAUUUAGAUAAAAGGCUCGGUCUCCGAUUACGUGCACAAUUGCAACCAGAAUUAUGAUUUUUUCUCACGUCCCACUUUGUCUACUCGAAUCUUUCCAAAAAAGAUUGCCGGUUUAUAAUUUAUAUAGCAUAAAUGUUAACAAUUGCAAUAGAGUGGAAUAUAUAUAUAUUUGGAGAUAUUGCAUCGUGUAGGAAGCUGGGCCUCCUUAUCCAUUUUGUCUCAGCUUCUUGUAAAUAAUAAAUUAUUUUUACGUUAAAAGAAUCCCGGGUCGUAAACUAUAUAUUAAUAUUAUUUAAGAAAAAGCAACGUUUUCGUAUUACGCUGUACUACUUUCCAUCAGCCUGAUACCUCAUCGUACCAUGCGCACUGCGCUUCAAAAGAAAAAAAAAAAAGAAAAACCAAAAUGCAUAUUUUUAUAAUUCUAUAAUUCGUUGAAAGAACAUACCUAACGGGGGAGACGGAAAAGAUACUGAAGACAUUGAACGACGAUUCAAUAGUAAUUUGUAUAUUUGUAGAUACUCUCGAGUAAAAAAAAAACACACAGAAGAAAAGCUUCCAAAUAUACUUUGUUUCACCUUUUUCAUAUUAAUCACCCACCCGUCGCUCGUCGCUUUGAGACACAUUAAAUAAUAGGACGACAAACGGCUUUCUCUUAUUCGAACUACUCAAGAUUUCUGCUUACUACAAAAGAAGAAGGUAGAGCUAGAGAGAAAGAGAGAAAAGUUUAAUGUAAGAAACGAAAGCGUGGCCUAAACAUUUAUAAAAGCGAAUACAAAUGGUAUUUUUAUUAUUUAUAAAUAGUCCUCAUUAACAGAAUGUAUUCUAAUUUAAUUUUCCAUAUUUCAUAUUGUACGUGGUUCCUAAUUUAUUAUUACUAUAUAUAUAUUAUAUACUACAUAAUAAUAAUAAUGAUACGUAUACUAUUAUUAUUAUUAUUAUUAUUAUUAACUAAUGUAAUUAUGACUAUUUGUUUACUAUUAGAAAUUAUUCUUAUUAUUUCAAUAAAACUAUUUAAUAAGGACUUGUUUGUGAAAAGGAAUGUAUGAAAUACACAGUAUCGAAACGAGUGCUGAGAAUAGAAUGUGUGAUUGUGUGCACUGUGUCACAUCCAAAUCCAGAAUGCGUAUUUAAAGCAGAACCAUCGGACGACAUGAAAGGAAAAAGAAAAAAAAUAGCGUUUGCUAAUUUUGUAUAUCGUUUGAUGCUGUUUCUAAGGAAAUUUAUUAGUAAAACAUUCGCUGUAAUACCUUGGAACUGAUUGAAUGAAAUUAUAUGCAUAUACAUAUAGCUAAUUAGUAAAAUUGUCCUUACAUUUUGCACAUAUUAUGUUUUCUUUCGUUUCCAAAUCAAACAUAAUAUUAACAUUAAUUCUCCUGAGUUUUAUAAAGCAGCAUAUAUGUGCAAGGAAAUCAUUUUGAGAUCUAUCUCUUUCUAUGUCACCCGAUGGCUCACUAUAGUAUUUCCACUAAUCUAACGCUUUUCCCUGACUCGGCCGCAUCCAAGCCAGUCAAACGAGAGCCUUAUUACGAUUUUUGUAUCUUGUAAAUUGUCAUCGUCAGUGAUGAGAAGCACUAUGAUAACCCAGCUUUAAGAGGGGUAACGAUUAAUGGUACAAUUAAUGUAUCAGAUGACAUUUUAUUACGUCAGACAACGUCGCGUAUUGUAUUUCUGCGCGACGAUCACACAAAUAAUGAGAUAACGACACCAAAAUGUCAUCCAAAAAAAAAACAUAAUACAAAUGCCGUUUCCUUCGCACCAUCGAAUAAUUAUCUUUUACCAUGUAGCUGAGGUAAAUAGCAUUAUUUAAAUUAUGUUGAGUUAACUGUAAUUUUAGAUGUAUGAAAUAACGCUAUUAAAUGAUGUCACGCGGUUUCUUCUAGCCGAGCGAAAGAUCGGUCGCAAAAUUAUAUUAUUCAAAAUUACUAAUUAAUUUAUUGCAAAAUUCAGUAAAUGCAGACUUCUUGUCCUUUCAAAAAUUUGACCUACGAGUCUCGACUUUAAUAUAUCGUAAAGUAACGUUAUGUAUGACAUAUAUUUUCCCUAUUCCAAAAUUUUACUUUUCAACGAUUUUCACAAUAUCGUAGUUAAGAAUCUUGGCUCACAAAUUCUGCGAAAUCGCUGAGAAUCAGAACAAACUGAAGUACAGUAUUCACAAUAUUUUUCCGAAACGUUUUCAAUUUGCAAUAGUAGUGUGUAAUAUUGCUCGUUACAUGAUCAAUAUUAUAGUUAUAACGUUUAGUCAAUAUCAAAGCAAUAAUAUUCACCAUCAAUGAUUACGGCCAUUGAUUUCUUACUCUGUUGGAUUAUACCAUCUUGGAAUCUUAUCUGAAAUUCGCGAUUUGCCGAAGGGAGAGAUGUAUUUCUCAACCUUUUUUUAUUCCGCGUUGCUCUCCGGUGGCUGGCUCUUAGAAAUGACAAUCUUCGUGCGACGCUCACUCUCGCGAGCAUUUUAUGACGAUGAUGGAUAAUAAGCGGGUAUCUACAUCUAUAUGUACAUCCGACAUACCAAACCAUCCAUAAUGUGCUGUCCGACGUUAACAUACCAAAGACAUCAUGCAAUUAAUUUGGGAAACGGCUAAGAGUUCUGAAAGUUACUACGGCAUUUUAACAGAAAUAAAAAAAAAAGAUAUUACCGAUCGGCAAUGUUGCAUCAAAA
Molecule: messenger RNA, 7793 nt
Organism: Wasmannia auropunctata (little fire ant)
Lineage: Eukaryota; Metazoa; Arthropoda; Insecta; Hymenoptera; Formicidae
Exons: 8
Coding region: 1651-3123 (490 amino acids)
Biological process (GO): epidermal growth factor receptor signaling pathway
Molecular function (GO): epidermal growth factor receptor binding; receptor ligand activity
Source: RefSeq, a predicted model, not a curated record